AUUUGAUAUUAGUAACCUGUGGAUUCGGUAAUGGAAGGCUGAGCAUUUAUUAUGUUUAAUCAGGCAUAAUCUGCUUGGUCUACUGAUUUGAUUUCUGUACGGGUUUUGAGCAGACAGUACACAUGUGGCUGUAGUGUACACACAGUGUAUGCAGUUGUGCGGAGAAUAGAGUUUCGGUUACAGGUAUCCUUUUACGCCAUUGUGUUAAGCGUAUUGACACAGUGCGGUUGAUUUGCUAAGGUUACGUCCACUUGCCAUACAGGCUACGCUUCUGAAGCUUCGCUUGCAGAGUGACAGAGGUACAUUUGGAGUAAUCCACGGGUAGUGCCUGCCAUACCAUGUGCAACUGGUUGUAGUACUCCGUCAUUGAUUUUUUGAAGGCACUUGUUGUUCUUGUACAGUAGCCAGGCUGUUCCUGCUGUCAUUGUUGAAGGAAACAAAAUCCAGAUUGAAAUGUAAGAUCAUUUUAUCAUGCCGCUGUAGUAGCCAGAAUCGAAAACAAAACAACCCAAAAUUGCGGAGAGAUUCUGUGCAAAAUUGGCACAUAUAUAGGAUUAUCCAGUUGAGCGAGUGAGUGAGUAGUUCUGACAGAGCACAGACCUGUGUGUAAUAACGGACGUGACAGAGCAGCAUGCAACGGUCACGGAAGGCAGCCAAGGAGGAAAACUCUUUGCCCUACAAAUACCAACCUCCAACCAAGGAAAAGGAUGGCCAGAAACAUUUGGUUCAGAGAAAGGAUUCCACAACGUAUCGGAGAUGUUUCCGACUCUUCCAGUGGUUUCAAAAGUGCUUUGUACCAGAGAAAGAAAAUGAGAUUGACGAUCUCGAGAUGCAGGUGAUGCGAUAUAAGCCAGAGGGCAUUGAUGAGCUGGUACGCAACACCAAGUUCACCAAGAAGGAGCUCCAGAUCAUGUACAGGGGCUUCAAACAGGAGUGUCCGACGGGCCUGGUAAAUGAGGACACUUUUAAGAGCAUUUAUUCCGAGUUCUUUCCCCAAGGAGACUCGUCAGCAUAUGCGCACUACGUGUUCAAUGUCUUUGAUGCAGACCACAAUGGCACCAUCAGUUUUGAGGAGUUUGUCAUUGGUUUGUCUGUUUUGUCACGAGGCUCACUCAAUGAAAAGUUGAUGUGGGCGUUCAAGCUGUACGACAUCAAUGGUGAUGGGUACAUCACGAAGGAGGAGAUGUUAGACAUAGUCAAAGCAAUAUAUGACAUGAUGGGCAAGUAUGCUGACCCACCCAUAAGUGAAAAUGCACCAGGGGAUCAUGUGGAAAGAGUAUUCCAGAAAAUGGACAAGAACAGGGACGGUGUGGUUACCAUUGACGAGUUUAUGGAAACAUGUAAAAAUGAUGAGAACAUCACCAAGUCCAUGUCAGUGUUUGACACCAUCCUGUGAACUGCACACCAGUGAAACAUGUCAUUCUAUCGUGGUGUAGGACUGGUGAAAGUCUUGUUUUCAUUCCUUGUAUGAUAUGAUAUAAUAUAUAUAAUAUAUAUUACCUAGAGAGAGAGAUGUAUACACUCAUUCAUAAGUUAUGAACCAAAAUCAUCUGUUACAGUGAAACUUAAGUCUAACUUCUUGAAGCAAAGGAAUUCUACCUACCAUUGACAGUUUCUUUCUACUUAACUAGUAGGAGAGGUCUGUGAACAUGUUUGAGUCUAAGAUUUUGUAUGUUGAGAUUGAUGUGUACAUGAACUAAAUUAUUUACACAAGCUUAAACUGAAUUUGAGAGGUUACAUUAAUUUUUCAUGGUCAAGUGUGAUUUGUCUCUUGAUCAACUUGAUCAAACAGUAAAAAUGAUAUUUAUGAAGUUUGUUGAAGGACCAGGGCAUAGCAUUAAAACAGAAAUUUAGGCCAAAGAUUUUCCAUCAUGUCAAAAUCGUUGAGAAGGAGAUAUUGGUAAUUUACAUGCUAGAGGCAAAGCUCAAGACAUGUAUACUUGUGGUACGUACACAAGUAUCUUUUAGUAUGACAACCAUGUCACAAUAUUGUGGUUUUUGUACAUGAAGGUUUGGUCUGUUGUACAGAAGUGCUACUAGUGGUAUUGGGUGCAUGCAAAUCGACAUUAUGAACAUUAUGUGAAACUUCGAAGGUGUACAAUGUACAUUGAGAUAAAUGUAAACAUAUUGUUUUUACCAUUCUUCUCUGACAACAUCUGAUUCUGGACCAAAGUUGUAUUGUAAUUUCCAACAAAAAAAUUGGGCGUACACAAAUUUUUGCUUUUGUCAAGUUCCUUGAGUCUUAGGUUCCACUGCUCACAGACUCAGUAUCUUAUCCUCUAAGCAGAGGUUGGGUUGCAGAGAUACCCAUGGAUUUUUACUGGCGUGUGAGGGAAGCGAGCCAGUAAAAAUCCUGACUACUACAUGUACUUUGAUCCAAGCUCUGCUUGGAGUUAAUUUGUGUUCAAUCAGCAUAACAUGGACAGUCAAAAAUUUGGAUAAGUCCAGUUGGAAAUCACUCAGUUAAAUUUUGAUUCAGAAGGAUUUCUAUCAACACAGACGAACUUUCAAAGUUAAUAUCAGAUUCUCUAGAUAUCAUCUGUAAUAGCUGUAUAAUGCUUGUUUCAUGACUGGGAACAUUGUUCGACAAUAAAAUCUGUGUAUUACAUUUGAAUGAGGA
Molecule: messenger RNA, 2620 nt
Organism: Branchiostoma floridae (Florida lancelet)
Lineage: Eukaryota; Metazoa; Chordata; Leptocardii; Amphioxiformes; Branchiostomatidae
Product: Kv channel-interacting protein 4-like
Exons: 8
Coding region: 632-1396 (254 amino acids)
Biological process (GO): regulation of potassium ion transmembrane transport
Cellular component (GO): voltage-gated potassium channel complex
Molecular function (GO): calcium ion binding; potassium channel regulator activity
Source: RefSeq, a predicted model, not a curated record